This is a messenger RNA of Cetraspora pellucida, 1629 nucleotides long. The record is from the annotation of a GenBank genome assembly. NCBI's taxonomy places the organism in Eukaryota, Fungi, Glomeromycota, Glomeromycetes, Diversisporales, Gigasporaceae.
AUGGACGUCGCUACCACACAGUAUGAAGCCUUAAAAGCAUUUCUUGAAACACAUCUCGCCAACGAAAAGGCCGAUGGUUCAAGAGCAGGCGCGAAAGAAAAAUUAAAUAGACUAACGCAAGUUCAAUUCUUUGAGCUUUCCACGGAUGUGUACGACGAAUUGACUCGUCGACUAAUGGACUCGAAAGACGCACCAUUUCUUCCAGUGCGCGAUGAGUUUCAUCCAAAAAGAAAUCAAGCGCGACAAAAAUUGGCUACACUACCCGCGAACCGCUUUAAAGACUUGGCAGUUGAUAUUUAUUACGAAUUAGAAAGACGCCAUCCUGAAUUAAAAGAUAUGAAGUUUUCAAAGCCUGCACCACAGUAUUAUCCGCCUAAUAAUAAAUUUAAUAAUAAUUAUCAACCAACAUCACCUGGACAAACCACAAUUAUUCCUAAAACCGGAACUGUGAAGCAGGAAAUUAUCACAGAUUUUCAAAUUCAGAAACCAACCAGUCGACCAGGUGCUCCAGCUGACAACAAUAUUGAAAACAAUCCAAAACCUUAUGUAAAUGGUAAUCAUAGUAAUAUUCCAAUACCGGACAGUAUGCCACCAGAAUAUGGACUUUCAAGGGCACCAAGGAGUCGCUCUCAAUCCACUGCGUCUUCUGUGUCCGAUAUAGGAAACCAUUAUAUGAGCAUGGCUAGCGUUACUAGUUCAUCGAGUAAAGGAACUAGGGAUACAGCCAAUAGCCAAAAAUUGAAUUUUGAAUCACUUGACAAUUUGAUGGCAGACCUUGGAGAUAUUAUUGGUCAUAAAAAAGAAAACUCUAUAGAACGGAUGAGAUCAGAUUACGAAUUUCAAAUAGCUACUUUAAAAAAACGAGUAAAUGACUUAGAAUCCGAACUAGCGGAGAGUGUAAAUGCCAAUGGAAACAGCCGAAUACAUAGUCUUGAAAACCAAUUAGAAGAAUUAUUAAAAAUAAAUGAACAACAGAAGUCACAACUGAUGCUAUUGGAACAAGAAGUUAUGCAAUUAAAUGAAGAACGUCAACAACAACUAGAGGUUACCAAUGAUGUAAAAAAAGAGGCAACAUCUCUGUUAGAAGAAGUCAAGAUACUUUCAAUGAAAAAUGAAGAACUAUCUUCAGAAAAGGAACGCGACAGUGCCAAAAUCCAAUCUUUGACAAAAGCAGUUGAUGAAUGGAAAAACAAAUACGAAAAUGCAAAGGCCGAAAUGAACAAUAUGAAUGAAGUAUCAUUCCUCGACGUAGAUAUGUUGAAAGCUUACUUGGAACGUCAAACUGAAUCCAUAGUUCAGGCAAUUCAAACACUUCUAAGUUCCAUUCGAAAUGGAUCGCAUGUUAAUGAACUUUCCGAAAAUAUCACCAACAUUGUCACAAUCGUUGCUAAUGUUAUUUCAACAUGUCAAGACUUUUUUGGAUCAUCAGCUGAUGCUCAUUAUCGUUUACGUGGAGACUCUAUAUUAAAAAAUCUGGUGGAUUGUGUUAACAAAUUGGGAGAGAUGCGAGAAACGAUAACAAAUGAUGGUGAAGGUUUUAUGAGCAAUAGGGCUUCUAAGCAACGAUUAGCUAGUGCAUCUUUUGACAUCGCCAAAUUCACAAAAGAAUUGGUGGGGUUAUUUGAAUAG